This is a messenger RNA of Scatophagus argus, 2507 nucleotides long. RefSeq names its product follistatin-like 1b (gene fstl1b). Bases 180 to 1115 code for a protein of 311 amino acids. Gene Ontology annotation, molecular function: calcium ion binding; protein binding. The record is from RefSeq and is a predicted model, not a curated record. Lineage: Eukaryota; Metazoa; Chordata; Actinopteri; Scatophagidae. Gene Ontology annotation, biological process: cell differentiation; multicellular organism development; regulation of BMP signaling pathway. The transcript is spliced from 11 exons.
UUUCAUUGGCCACGGCGGAGGGAGAGGAGGAGGAGAGACUGACGGACUGGCAAGAAUUCCUCGGCGCUCCUCAGAUUUCUUGAAAUCGCGGAUCUCCAGCUCGCCUGCGUCCCGACGGACAUCCAGAGCGACUUCCCUCCUGCCAGCAGAUCUCCGAGCAGCUUCUCUACUCGCAAAAAAUGAUGUCGCGAAGUGCCGCUGUGCUCCUCCUGCUGGCCGUGGCUGUCUGUAACGCGGAGGAGGUGCAGAGCAAAAGCAAAGUGUGUGCCAAUGUGUUCUGUGGGGCCGGCAGAGAGUGUGCUGUCAACGAGAAAGGAGAGCCCAGCUGUCUGUGUAUAGAGAGCUGCAAGCCCCACAAGAGGUCAGUGUGUGGCAGCAACGGUAAGACCUACAGGAAUCACUGUGAGCUCCACAGGGAUGCUUGUCUGACUGGCCUGAAGAUCCAGGUGGCCCAUGAUGGACACUGCCAGGCGAAGAAAUCAGAGCAGGCAGCUGCCAGCCCAGUGGUUUGCUAUGCUGCUGACCGCAAUGAGCUGAGGAGUCGUGUGAUCCAGUGGCUGCAGACUGAGGUCGUCCCAGACGGCUGGUUUGUCAAGGGAUCCAACUUCUCUGACAUCCUGCUCAAAUACUUCAAGUCAUAUGACAACGGUGAUUCUCAGCUGGACUCCUCAGAACUGCUCAAAUUCAUCCAGCAAAAUGAGUCGGUUGUGGAGCUGCAGUCCUAUGCAGAUCAGGAAAGCAACAAGCUGCUCAGGAGCCUGUGUGUUGAUGCCCUCAUUGAGCUCUCUGAUGAGAACGCAGACUGGAAGCUGAGCUUUGAUGAGUUCCUCAACUGCCUGAAGCCUGGCUUCAACCCACCAGAGAAGAAAUGUGCCUUGGAGGAUGAGACAUAUGAGGAUGGAGCAGAGACCCAGGUGGAGUGUAACCGCUGUGUUUGUGCAUGUGGUAACUGGGUCUGCACUGCCAUGACCUGCACUGAUAAAACAGCAGCUAUAGAUGAGUCAACAGACACUGGGGCAGAGAUGACUGAGGAGGAGUGGAACCUCCGUGUGGCUGAACUCAACAAGCACCAGGAAACAGUUGAAAAGAUGAAGAGCAGCACAAAGGAGGCCUAAACAAGGACGCAGUGAAGGAGAGGAUGCGCGCCAUCACCAUUCCUCCAUACUUGAUUUGUUUUGCGGCCAUGUGUUGUUCUGAAACUGACUUUUUCAUGUUUCUCUACUAUGUUAAUUAUUAUACUUUUUACAUUGUUUAAGUGUUUGUGUCGAUGUUUGUUAGAUUCAGGGGCAAUCAAAGUGUAUUAUAGGAUUCCCUCGUGUUCACUAGCCCUGGGGCUUUUUUUUUUUUACUACAAUCCUUAUAUUUUUACAGUUAUUAUGAAAAAAAAAUCAAGCUGUCACAGUUUUGGAAUAUGGAAGUCAUUGUUUGCUAAGGUAUUGAGUUUAGGAUCUUGGAGAAUCCAGCUGUUGAAAUGAAGGAGCUGUCGGAGUGCAGAGAAGGUUGACCACCUGACACCUGGUGCAGCAUAUUUCUCACACACUCACAGGUUUUUACAGUCAGCAUGUUGGUUAGAAAACAGAGAAAAGAGGGCAAAGCUACUAGUGAUGUGUGUUGCCAUUUAGCACUGCAAAAGUAGGCCACUACUUGACCAGUGCACUUCUCUUUUUUUCUGUCUAGCGUUCACGGGCUUUAGUUUAUCACAAGCCUGAAAUUUGUUUAUAUCUUAACUGCUAAAAUAAUAAUUUUGCUGCAGAAACAUUUGCUUCUAUGUACAGUAUGUUAGCGGCUUGAGUUAGGACUCAAUUUUGUCCCCAUGCUGUGCUCAUGCAAGUUUCUCUGGUGCUUUCCUGUUAAAUAUCUCCCUGUCUGUGUCUUAUUUUUCUGAGACAAAGACAUAGUGGUCCAUCUCUCAGUGCGGGGCAGCACGACUGCACCCAGGUGAGACCUGAUCUGAAUACAGCAUGGUGGACACUGAAACCAAAGUCUUGAUGUUUGAAUGAUGUACAAAACUCUCCAGGUAAAACAUUACUUUGGACCCAGCAACAACACUAUACCUGUGCUUUCAGAAUCACUCUAACAGAAGGACUAGCCUCACUGUCAGCUAAAGUAGCUUAGACGCAUCAAUAACUGGGUGCAUAUAAAUUGUGUGUGCGUGUGUGUAUGUAUGUGUGUGUGCUAUUAAUGUGUGAUGCUGAAAGUAGUUUGGUUUGUUAAAUGUGUGUAUUUGUUAAAAUCCUGUAUCUGAACUGGGAGGUUUGACAAUAAGAAUCAGUGCCUUAGACCUGCAAACAGUCCAGGUUUCUACCUUUGCCUGCCACAUGGCAUAGCAAGAAUGUGUGUGCUUUGCUGAGAUUUAGCAGUAAACUAGUGCUUUGUGACUCCAUCCCUGAUACAUGUUUGUGUGAAAGUUGCAUUACUAGGUUCAAGCUAAAUCUUUAUAUUCCACUAAAAGUGCAGAGACUGUAAGGACUACGUAUGUAUGCCAAUAAAGCCCAUACACUACAACA